This is a messenger RNA of Schistocerca serialis cubense, 1368 nucleotides long. It is a transcript of the gene Traf-like, whose product is annotated as TNF receptor-associated factor 3. Gene Ontology annotation, biological process: tumor necrosis factor-mediated signaling pathway; positive regulation of JNK cascade; regulation of canonical NF-kappaB signal transduction. Bases 1 to 1284 code for a protein of 427 amino acids. Gene Ontology annotation, cellular component: cytoplasmic side of plasma membrane; plasma membrane signaling receptor complex. Gene Ontology annotation, molecular function: zinc ion binding; tumor necrosis factor receptor binding; ubiquitin protein ligase binding. The transcript is spliced from 11 exons. The record is from RefSeq and is a predicted model, not a curated record. NCBI's taxonomy places the organism in Eukaryota, Metazoa, Arthropoda, Insecta, Orthoptera, Acrididae.
AUGUUUACGAAGGAAGAUAAGUUCAGUGAGAAGCAUAAGCGAUCUGUAUUUUCUUCUCUGCCCUCAUACGAAAAGCUGAACGAGAUCCACCUGGACGAGUGUGACCUGGCGCUGGAGAAAUGCCCCAACUCGUGUGGAGUAUCAGUUCAGCGACGCUACAAGUCGUUACACUUGAAGAACGAGUGCCUGCUGCGACCGCCGUCGCUGCAGCGCCCGGCUACGGCGACGCUGCUGCUGGCCAAGCUGCGCAGCGCGCUCGACGAGGAGCGCCGCCUGCGCGGCGUCGCCGUCGCCGAGUUCCGCCAGCGCUGCGACGCGCUCGACCAGUGGAACAAGAAGCUAGUGCAGGUGCUCGCCGCCUUCAAGUUGUUUAAAUACGUGGAGGCGGCGAAGGCGGCGCUGGGCGCCCUGGGCGAGCAGCUGGAGGCGGAGCGCGCGCAGCGGCUGCGCUCGGAGGGCGAGUACGACGAGCAGCUGGCCAGGCUCAGCGGCGCCGUCGCGACCGCCAGGGACCUGCACAGCGCGCUGGAGGAGCGCUACACGGAGCUGGUGUCGUCGUGCGAGCGCCUGACGCUGGAAGUGGAGGAGCUGGCCCGCUCCCAGCUGCUGGAGGGCGACGCCUGGAGGGCCGAGGUGCGGGGAGAGCGCCGCCUCGGCGCAGAGAGGGCAGACGCCCUGCGACAGGAACUACAGGCGCUGAAAAAACGUAUGGAAGAGGAGAACGUGGCGUUGAGCGGCGUCUGGGGCGACCAAGAGGCGCGGCUGGAGCGGCUGGAGAACAGGGUGGCCUCACUGGCCUCCAGGGUGGCCGACAUGGACCAGCAGCUGGUCCAGCAGCAGGACCUCAGGCACGCAGUCCAGGUGCCAGGUCGCCUCCUAUGGAAAAUAACGGACUUCGACCAGAAAAUGGCAGACGCCAAGGAGCAUGAUACCGUUCUUCAUAGCCCUAUAUUUUUCAGCCAACAGUUCGGACACAAGUUAAGGUUGGAAGUUCACCUAAAUGGAGUGGGCCACUGGAAGGGCCGCAACAUGAUCGUGGGCUUGCAAGUGCUGCCGGGAGACUGGGACGCCCUGCUGCCGCAGCCAUUCAAUCGCAAAGUGUCCGUCACCCUGAGGGACCAAGCCCCCAGCUCGGAGCAGGCAAACAACCUGAUGAAAAUUUUGAAGGCUGGAACAACCAAAGAAGAUCCUGCUGGCUACCACCAGUUCUUCCCUCACAAGACGAUGCAGCAGUUCAGUUACAUCAAAGACAACGCUAUAUACCUUGAAGUCACUGUAGAGUAACAUAUCCAAGUGCACUUCCAUGUGAACCGAGUGCAUUGGUGGAUACGCUUGUUUUUAAAUGGAUAAUUUAACUUUACAGAUUUC